Molecule: messenger RNA, 1215 nt
Organism: Hemisphaericaspora subhashii
Lineage: Eukaryota; Fungi; Ascomycota; Pichiomycetes; Serinales; Debaryomycetaceae
Source: the annotation of a RefSeq genome assembly
AUGUACCACCGACCUGAACCCACCAACACGUCAGUCUGACACCCACCUACCACCAACAUGACUCUAAGGAAGUCCAACACCUUCGUGUCACUCAUCAACAGCUACCUCAUCGACAGCCCACAGCCUAGCUCUAUCAACUACUGAUGGAACGUCGGAUCACUACUAGGUCUCUGCCUAGUCAUCCAGAUCGCCAGCGGUGUGUUCCUAGCCAUGCACUACACCAGCAGAAUCGACCUAGCCUUCGACGCCGUAGAGCACAUCAUGAGAGACGUCAACGCUGGGUGACUGAUACGAUACAUCCACGCCAACGGAGCCUCCUUCUUCUUCAUCUGCAUGUACCUCCACAUCGGGAAGGCACUAUACUACGGGAGCUACAAGGCUCCUAGAGUAGCGGUGUGAGUCAUAGGAGUCAUCAUCUUCGUCCUAACCAUCGCCAUAGCCUUCAUGGGUUACUGCUGUGUCUACGGACAGAUGUCACACUGAGGAGCUACAGUCAUCACCAACCUCCUAAGCGCCAUCCCCUUCAUCGGGAACGACAUCGUGCCGUUCAUCUGAGGUGGCUUCAGCGUCAGCAACCCUACCAUCCAACGGUUCUUCGCCCUCCACUUCCUCCUGCCGUUCAUCCUAGCCGCUCUAGUGUGCAUGCACUUCAUGGCACUCCACGUCCAUGGGUCAUCGAACCCAGUCGGUGUGACAGGGAACAUAGACCGUCUGCCAAUGCACGGCUACUACGUCUUCAAAGACCUCAUCACAGUCUUCAUGUUCCUCAUCCUGUUCAGCACCUUCGUCUUCUUCUCUCCCAACACCAUGGGACACCCGGACAACUACAUUCCUGGUAACCCUCUCGUGACACCACCAUCCAUCGUCCCAGAGUGAUACCUACUGCCAUUCUACGCCAUCCUACGGUCUAUACCCGACAAGCUAGGUGGAGUAGCGGCUAUGUUCGGAGCCAUCGUCAUCCUACUAGCCCUACCAGUGACGGACAGAUCAGUCAUCCGAGGGAACACAUUCAAGAUGGCAAGCAAGCUAGCCUACUACCUGUUCAUCUUCAACUUCGUCCUCCUGGGGAACCUCGGGCAGCUACACGUUGAGGUACCGUUCAUCGCCCUAGGACAAGCAGCAACGCUGUACUACUUUGCCCACUACCUAGUGGUGGUACCGCUGAUCUCGACACUGGAGAACCUCAUCUUCUACCUGUCAGUCCAACGGGACUAG